AUGGAUGAACAUGUAGCAUCGAUGCCGAUUAUGAUAUAUUGCGAUGUACGGAGUACUCCAAAGGCGGCUUGGUUUCCAUUGGCACAGGGUCUCGACAAGAAUUACGAUGAUGGCAGCGGCAGCAGGUUUCACCUGGCUUCAGGGCAUCAACGCUCACCAUUCUUGAGGACAUUCCUCUUAAAAUUGCAAAGUGUCAUCGGUUCGCAUGGAUGAUGGGACUGGCCAAACCGUUCCAUGAACAGCCAAAAAGCGGAAAACAACGCUAGAAAGAGUCCUUCAAAGCGAGUGAGGCCUGAAAGUUUAUCCGUGGGGAACGGCCUAUCACCCAGGAAUCCGCUUGCCAGGGGUUGCAGAAUUAUUGUCUAGGAUAUUCUGAGCCGGAGUCUUUCCCCUCGCAAUA
Molecule: messenger RNA, 400 nt
Organism: Blastomyces gilchristii SLH14081
Lineage: Eukaryota; Fungi; Ascomycota; Eurotiomycetes; Onygenales; Ajellomycetaceae
Exons: 2
Coding region: 1-213 (70 amino acids)
Source: RefSeq, a predicted model, not a curated record